This is a messenger RNA of Alternaria ventricosa, 897 nucleotides long. RefSeq lists its product as uncharacterized. NCBI's taxonomy places the organism in Eukaryota, Fungi, Ascomycota, Dothideomycetes, Pleosporales, Pleosporaceae. The record is from RefSeq and is a predicted model, not a curated record. Bases 1 to 897 code for a protein of 298 amino acids. The transcript is spliced from 2 exons.
AUGGAAAUGUCCGGACGCUCCGCCACAAAGGCCAUGGACACCAAUCACGAGUUUGCAUGUCAGGAACUCUGCGACAACGUAAUUACGACACUACCAAGGGAACUUAGAGACAUGAUCUACGAGUACGUCUUGUCUUCAGUAGUACGCGACGUUGCUGCAUUGCCGACAAGCGAGCCAACUUCCUCCAAAUCGGGCCCUCGCUACUGGCAAGCCGAGAAUGUUGGCGACGCGACCUCGAAAGAGAUACUCGAAGUCUGGUAUCGCUUGGUUCGUUUUCACUUUGGACAGGAUCUGGGUUAUCUCGAACGCUUCCUUUCGUCUCAACCAGCACCCUUGGACACAACCCGCCAGCUGCUUGUCACAAAGAUCAGUAUCGCCUUCGACCUCAGAGACGUGGGGACUCAUAUGCAACCCUCGGGAGGAGGGGUGGUGAGGGACUCCGCAUCCCGCACACGCAUGCUAGAACGACUGGAGAACCUGUUCUUAUUGAAGGAAGGCGCCUCCAUCCAUGUCUAUGUCAUUGUACCCCAUAGCUACACCAUACUCGCAAGGACACCAGAUCGAUAUGCAUAUCACGAAAUAAAGGUAUUGCGUGAGUUUACCGCCACUAUAGCUGACUUACUGUCACGUUUGGCGGCUGCUGGAUACGGCCUUUCCACCGGCAUCAUGCUAUCAUCAACCUGGCCGAACAACGGCUCACUCUAUGACUCGGUUUCGGAGAAGUCGACGGAUGAUACGCGAAGUUGCUUUUCCACUGGGCAUGGCUCAAAUCUGGAGACGCACACCACCUACGACUUCACGCUGCCAAUGUCACGAUCCAACUGGGAUGGCAUUUGCGCCCCGCGCAUGCGUGUUACAGUGCCAAGACGCUAUCUAGAUACCCGCGCUGCUGCCUAG